Cuscuta campestris is the source of this 1588-nucleotide messenger RNA. The record is from the annotation of a GenBank genome assembly. NCBI's taxonomy places the organism in Eukaryota, Viridiplantae, Streptophyta, Magnoliopsida, Solanales, Convolvulaceae.
CGGCGGAGUUAGAUCAGGACGGAGGCCUAGUGCUUAGUACCCGGAAGAAAAGCCGCCGGAGUAGACAGCGCAAGGCCACCGCGUCCAAGCUCGGAGCAGAAAAAUGGCGGAAAAGGCAGUGACCAUCCGGACACGUAAAUUCAUGACGAAUCGCCUUCUCUCAAGGAAACAAUUCGUCAUCGAUGUUCUCCACCCUGGAAGGGCCAAUGUUUCAAAGGCGGAGCUGAAAGAAAAGCUGGCAAGGAUGUAUGAAGUGAAAGAUUCCAAUGCCAUAUUUGUUUUUAAGUUCAGGACUCACUUUGGAGGAGGUAAAUCAACUGGGUUUGGUCUGAUCUAUGACUCUGUUGAGAAUGCAAAGAAAUACGAGCCCAAGUAUAGGCUCAUCAGAAACGUGCUUUACCAUGGACCGCCCAAGAUGUUUCAGCGGUUUGGAGGAGGUGAGCACGAUUGCUUUACCUUUACUCCGGUGGAGGAAGCACGUCAUCAUUUUACGAAAAUGGACGAGAAGCGAGGGAGCGAUCCGUCUGGAAGGCGUGGGAAGUGGACUGCCCUUGACCCGGUUGAAUCUGGGUCAAGUUCGAAGCGUCGCCGCUGCAGCGGAUUCAAGAAGAAGUUUUUAUCAGAUCCGAUGGUGAAGACACCUUUUCGACAUGAAUCCAACUGUGGAAAAAAGCACGUCAAAGCCAAGAUGUUGGCCAACAAGUUCAGCCUCGGGGGUACUCACGAGCUCCCUGCACGCCUAAGUAAUGAGUACAUGGUUUAUCACACAGCCUUAGCUUCUCACGAGCUCGCCAGAAGAGAUGAUUUCGUGCUGGUGGUGGUGCCAAUGAUGAGGAAGGGUUUCCGCCGCUCUUGCGAUGCCUAUGAAAGCUUUUUGUCGGCCUUUUCCUGCCUUGUUGUCCGUCUUGUUGACUCUCGCCAGCGCGAGUGCACCUACUCGGCACUCGGGUUUAAUGGUGAGAUUAAAGUUUUGAUUCUAGAUCUGGCUCAGAACGUGCUUUACCAUGGACCGCCCAAGAUGUUUCAGCGGUUUGGAGGAGGUGAGCACGAUUGCUUUCCCUCUACUCCGGAGAGACAAGCUGUCUGUUCAAGUCGUGACUCUGUUCUGGAGGGUCGCUCCCUCAAUGAACUUUUGGGCCUUGGCGACAAUGAUGUCCACUGUAGAAGUUUAUGCAAGCUUGUGGAGGUUUACAAGGAAUGUAGACAUCAAGAGUAUGAGCUUGAGAUCGUGGUGGUGUGUUGUCCCUUCUGGGAUCAGGUGCCCCUAAAGAGGGAGGAGAAGCUUGUGAUUGAUGCACUUGCAAGUCGUGGGCUGCUAGGCUGGUGGUUGUUACCCUUCAACAACAUCGUAUGCCAUAGGUUGCAGCGGAUGGGUGAAAAUGGCAUUGGGGAGGAAGGUCUUUUCAUGGUGGACAUGUGAGUUGAGAAGUUUGUGAAUCCCUAUGGAUUUCCAAUCAUCGUUGAGUUUGGAAAGGAUGCAUAUCUCAUCACUAGGAGGGGUUUGGUUGAGAAGGAAUUUCAAAGGAUGAUGGGUCCACCAUGAAGGGAUAUGCGUCCUUUCCAAACUCAACGAUGAUUGGAAAUCUAU